UCUGUUGAGACUGGCAAAGGCCAACGAAGGCUGUGGGUAUGGGGUCCUUUCGACACGCUCUACGUACGAAACCACGUCCAACCGUAUAAGAAGGGUAAAUAAGGAUCUCUGAUGGUCUGGGCUGCUAUUGGUAUUGGUUUAGGGCCUUCCCCUUUGAUUACAAUACCGAAGAACGCGAAAGGCACCUAUGCUUCAGAAGAAUAUACGGCUACCCUCGAGGAAGGCCUUCUACCCUUCCUCGAUCAUCCAGAAGACGCUGUAUUUCAAUAGUAUAACGCCUCAAUCUAUACAAGUAGUUGGACUAUGUCGUGGUUCUUAGAAAGAGGCAUCGUAGUCCACGUUAGCUGGCCCCCCUACAGUCCAGAUUUGAACUGUAUUGAACACCUAUGGCCACGACUAAAAGAGCGUCUCUACGAGCUCUGUCCUGAGUUAUUAGCUCCGGGGGCUACGAAGGAUUAACAGACUACGUUACUUGAAUAUUGGUUACCCCUAGCAUGGGACGAAAUCAUGCAUUUUCGAGAGCCGUGUAUUGAAUUAAUACCGGACAGGAUUGAGGCAGUUAUUGUAGCACAGGGUUGGUACACGCGAUACUAGAGCUACCAGAUUUUACGACGUGAAAGAGCGCGUUAAAUAGUCCAUAUUCCUUCAUAUAAGCGAGUUAUUUAGACUUGUGGUUGUUAAGAUAAUCUGAAGUUGGUGUGGUUGUCCGAGGGU
Messenger RNA from Dissoconium aciculare CBS 342.82, 714 nucleotides. RefSeq lists its product as uncharacterized. The record is from RefSeq and is a predicted model, not a curated record. The transcript has a single exon. The coding region runs from base 112 to 270 and encodes 52 amino acids. Lineage: Eukaryota; Fungi; Ascomycota; Dothideomycetes; Mycosphaerellales; Dissoconiaceae.